UCAUUCUCUCUCUGCUGCCGGCCCGCGGCCAGUCCCUCCCUCCCUCUCAUUAUCUCUUUCUUUCUCUAUUCUUUCUUUCUCAGAGAGAGAGAGAGAGAGAGAGAGAGAGAGAGAGAGAGAGAGAGAGAGAGAGAGAGAGAGAGAGAGAGAGAGAGAGAGAGAGAGAGAGAGAGAGAGAGAGAGAGAGAGAGAGAGAGAGAGAGAGUUAGUGAAAUGAUAAUGUUAUGGCUGAAAGAAAGGCAUUAACCUGUGGUCCCGUGAAACUGCCGCCGAGAGAGGUUCCUAUUAAACUGACAAUGUGACAGUGAGACAGUCUUAUCCAUUAGCUCGAUGACUUGAUCGGAACCAUUGACGGUUUUCUCAACACCAAGUCAGACAUUCACCUCAGCAUGGCCUCCAGUAGUCACUCCUGUUCAGGUUGUGGGAAGGAAGUGCGACCACGGCAGCAUGCUCUACUGUGUGACAACUGUCACCAGUGGAGACACAGAGUGUGUGACACAAACAUGACUCAGGAGAUGUACAGGCGGAUUAACAAGGAAUUGAAGGAGGGCGGAUCUUUUGACUGGACGUGCCCUGAAUGCCCUAAGCCCCACCACUCCCCCAUCAGUAGUGCCUGUCAGUCUCCGCUCGACCACUCCUCCGUCAGUGGUGCCUGUCAGUCUACGCCCAACGCUGCUACGCCCCACCACUCCCCCAUCAGUAGUGACUGUUACUCUACGCCCCGCCACUCGAUGGAGGAUUCCUAUGAGUCUAUGACUAUAGUUGAUCUAAACAGUUCUUUUACGGUGGAUUUACCCAUCGAUCAAGUUAUCCCAGUGCAAGAAAUUUCCCUAGAAAAUGAACCACUGAUAGAAGAAAAUCUAACUGAUAAUCAACCAGUGACGUUUGAAAUUGUUCCCGGUGGUACAAAGCGCGGGAAGCCACGACUGCACGCUUCGGAUGGAUACAUGUAUACAAUAAGAAAGGAAACUGAAUCUGUAACAUAUUGGACUUGUGCCAUUCGCCAAAAGAAUAACAAGUGUCCAGCAAGUGUGAUUCAAAGAGGUGCAAAUUUCAAGGCAGGGCAACACACCCACAGCCAUCCCCCUACACCUGGACUCCUUUCUGCAACAGCAGUAUCGGUAGCCGUGAAAAAUCGAUGUGCGCACGACAACUUUACAUCAGCUGCCCAAAUUGCAGAAGAGGAAUUAGCCUCAUAUAAAGAAGCCCACUCUAAUGCCCACCAGUUACCCAAACUAAUUAGCCUGGUAAAGCAAGGUAACCGGCAUCGUCAAUCUCAAAGACCUCACCACCCGUCUCACCUUGAGUUUGAACUAAUCGCUAACAGUUUGCCGCCAGAUUUCAUUCAAGCAGAUGUAAUUAUAGAAAAUGAUGCCAACCUCAUUAGCUCUCGCCAUAUUAUCAUGGCCACUGAGAAUCAAACUUCACCUCUUGAGCAAUACCAAACAGUGGUAUAUUGAUGGUACAUUUAGAAUAGUCCGGCAACCAUUUUAUCAACUUUUGUCCAUACAUGCCUUCCUUAAGUCGGACGAACAUGCAAAGCAAGUGCCCCUCUUAUUUGUUUUGAUGAGUGGGAAAAAAAGAGGAAGACUAUAGAAAAGUGUUUGAAGCCAUCAAUACGUUGCUGGAGGCAGACCCAGAGGUAGAAGAAGUCAUUAUGGAUUUUGAGGUAGCUAUGUGGAACGCUGUAAGGAAUGUAUAUCCCUCUGUUCAUUUACAUGGGUGCAUUUUCAUUGGGCUCAAGCCAUGUGGCGGAAAGUGCAACAAGUUGGCUUAGCGACUUCUUAUAUGGAGCGUGGUCCAGUAUACGAUUUUAUAAGCCAACUUUUUGCUCUUCCCUAUCUGCCAAAACGUCACAUUCGACCAGCCUUCGAAACGCUACAAGAAAGAUCACAGCUAUGCGAGCCUACAAGGGAACUCACUGACUAUCUAAGUCAAACUUGGCUUCAUAACACUGUCUGGUCAGUGGGCAACUGGUGUGCGUUCUGAAGAUUAGUGCGCACAAACAAUGAUGUCGAAGGCUGGCAUAGACGCAUUAACACACGCGCCAAUAAACACAACAUAUCUAUAUACCUCCUCAUUCCGCUUCUUCACAAAGAAGCAAUGAUGGUUAACUUGCAGUUGCAGUUAGUUGCUGAGCAAUCCUUGAAAUCCAGCACAAGAAAAGGAAACAAUAAGAAGCAGGUCCAUCUGUGGAAGUUGUGGGAUGCCUACGAAGAGAAAUCCAUCACCACAACUAAAUUUCUGAGAAGCUGUAAGCAGUUUAUUCCUGGUCCAACAUAAGAGCUGCACAUGUCCUCACUGCUGUAUUUUAACUUUUUCAAUGUUUUAA
This is a messenger RNA of Scylla paramamosain (green mud crab), 2332 nucleotides long. RefSeq lists its product as uncharacterized. Lineage: Eukaryota; Metazoa; Arthropoda; Malacostraca; Decapoda; Portunidae. The transcript has 2 exons. The record is from RefSeq and is a predicted model, not a curated record. The coding region runs from base 390 to 1460 and encodes 356 amino acids.